Babesia bovis T2Bo is the source of this 1556-nucleotide messenger RNA. RefSeq names its product Zinc finger C3HC4 type (RING finger) family protein. The transcript has a single exon. Gene Ontology annotation, cellular component: cytoplasm. Bases 220 to 1554 code for a protein of 444 amino acids. The record is from RefSeq and is a predicted model, not a curated record. Gene Ontology annotation, molecular function: ubiquitin protein ligase activity. Gene Ontology annotation, biological process: protein ubiquitination. Lineage: Eukaryota; Apicomplexa; Aconoidasida; Piroplasmida; Babesiidae.
GUAAUAGCGCGAUAUCACGCGCAUAUACGUAUAUAACAUUUAUGAUCUUUUUUUUGGACAAUUGAGCAAUAGACUAAGUCUGGACAUCUAGAGGCACUGAUACUCAACACUGGCCUUUACAGUGCAGCAUUGGUAUUAUUUAGUCAACCAAAUUGCGUUGUGCAGGUUAUAUGUCUACACAUUAUACCUGCAUAGCUCAGUCUAUAAUCUAGGAACACUAUGGAUGAGUAUGUACUGAACAACUUUGAUUGGAGUCCUUACAGCAACCAAGCUCGCAGUCGUUUCAUAGGCGGCAGCAAUGGUGUGCUCCAGUCAUCAGGUUUCAACAACCUGGUUACUGCUGCUGUUGUAUGUGGUAUAGUAGCCUGGGCAUUGCGUCUAUGGAUGGAAUUCAGGUCAUUACAUCACGUUCAGAAGCAGAUGAGUACUGUUCCUAAGAUAUUGCAUCUUAAGGGUAUGGCUGAAUUUGCAGGUGACCUUGUAACACUGACCCAUGAGCAUUUUAGUGCUGUAGUUAAAUUGAGGCACAACUUGUCGCCACUUCCAGUACCGCGUAUACACAUGCCUGCUACCAUUAUCGCAAGCUCGAUCCAUGUAGAACUUGAUGGCACAUCUGAGGAUUCCCCCUUGGACCCUAUGAGUGAUUCCGAGCCUACAAGCAUGUACCCAAGUAACCUGGAUAACCUAUGUGUCUCCUUUAACAUGGAUUGCAACAGGACAACGUUCGUUAGUGCUCAUUGGGGUGUUCCGGUGUCGGUAUUGCAGAAAAUAUGCGUAGGCACUAGGGAAGCCCAGGUUGAGCGUCCUAAUGAAAAAUUCAGUUUAAAGCGUUUUUUCCGUAGCUUGUUAUAUCCUAACUAUGAUGAUGGCUAUCAGGGUUUGUUGGAUUAUGACGAGAGCGUUGUGUUGGAUUCGCCUGAUGAUCGUGACGAGCGUUUUGGCAGGUUCAGUGCAUUGGCUCAUGCUGAUAAGCUGUGCACUUCUGAGGCUGUGUGCUACAGUGCUGGCGAAGGCGUGCGUUGCAAAGUCACGCCGCCCGUGAAGGCUUUUAGUGUAGAUGGAUUCCAUCGUUCAGUUUGGGAGAUUCUGUUAGAGCGCCGUUACAAUGGCGAGGAGAUUAUACCCUUGGUGAUUGUGUUAUACAGUCCUAGGAACCAUGACACUCGUGUAUUUGUUGAGGGUAAUGUGGAGUCAUAUCAGGGUAUAGCUGAGCUAACUAUGGUGGGUUUCGUCGGCAGGCUGGGCUUGCGUGAACGAUUACCACGAUCCUUUGGGAGUGCUGCUGGAGUUUCUGUUGACUUCAGUCGUCAGGUAUGCUUUUCCAAUGACUUUAGGAACCCUCAAGAGCCUCGUGACAUGUUUGGUAUGGGUGACGAUGCCGAUACGGACUGUUUAAUUUGUCUAUCCAACCGUAUGGACACGGUAUUACUUCCCUGUGGACAUGCAUCAUUUUGCUACACCUGCUUACAGUCUCUGCGUACUGAAAAAUGUCCUGUAUGCAGGGGUUCUUUCACAUCAUACAUCAAGUUUCCUUUAGUGCGGAACUCUAGUUGAUG